Messenger RNA from Panicum hallii, 1881 nucleotides. RefSeq names its product cytochrome P450 714B1-like. NCBI's taxonomy places the organism in Eukaryota, Viridiplantae, Streptophyta, Magnoliopsida, Poales, Poaceae. The coding region runs from base 132 to 1697 and encodes 521 amino acids. The transcript is spliced from 3 exons. The record is from RefSeq and is a predicted model, not a curated record. Gene Ontology annotation, molecular function: iron ion binding; heme binding; oxidoreductase activity, acting on paired donors, with incorporation or reduction of molecular oxygen.
UAUCGGUCUCCGGCGGUUGCCGUCUGCCCGCACCCUGACAGACACAGAUCGGUCUCCAUUCCUUGCGCAUCCAUCCAUCCACCACGUACUACACACGUUACUGCAGCGCCCGUUACGCGCAAGGAUCGGAGAUGGAGGUGGAGGCGUCGAUGGCGGCGGCGGGCUUGUGCUGCGUGGGGGCGUGCGCCCUGGCGCUGUACCUGUACCACGUCCUGUGGGUGGCGCCGGAGCGGGUGCGCGCCGCGCUGCGGGGGCAGGGCAUCGCCGGGCCGCGCCCCUCCUUCCCCUACGGCAACCGCGACGAGAUGAGGCGGGCCGCGGCCGAGGCCGAGCGUGCAGCGGCGCCGGCUCAUCGCGGCGGCAUCGUGCACGACUACCGCCCGGCCUUGUUCCCCCACUACGAGAGGUGGAGGAAGGAGUACGGCCCGAUCUUCACCUACUCGAUCGGGAACAUGGUGUUCCUGCACGCCAGCCGGGCGGACGUGGUCCGGGACAUCGGCCUCUGCGUCUCGCAGUUGGACCUCGGCAAGAGCUCCUACAUGAAGGUCACGCACCGCCCGCUCUUCGGCGACGGCAUCCUCAAGUCCAGCGGCGAGGCCUGGGCCUACCAGCGGAGGCUCAUCGCGCCCGAGUUCUUCCCCGACAAGGUCAGGGGCAUGGUGGACCUCAUGGUCGGCUCGGCGACGGCACUGGUGGGGGCGUGGGAGGAUAGGAUCAGCAAUAAUGGAGGCGGCGGCGGCUGCUGCUGCUUGGAGCUCAGGAUCGACGACGACAUCAGGGCCUACUCCGCCGACGUGAUCUCCAGGACGUGCUUCGGGAGCAGCUACGUCAAAGGGAAGGAGAUCUUUGCGAUGACCAGGGAGCUGCAGAAGACGGUGUCCAAGCCCAACCUCCUGGCCGAGAUGAGCGGCCUCAGUUUCCUCCCCACGAGGACCAACCGGGCGGCGUGGAGGCUCAACCGGCAGGUGCGCAGGCUGGUACUGGACGUCGUGAAGGAGAGCGCGGACGACGACAAGAACCUGCUGAACGCCAUGCUCCGCAGCGCGGCGAGCUCCGGCGGCGGCGGCACCGUGGCGGCCGAGGACUUCAUCGUGGACAACUGCAAGAACAUCUACUUCGCCGGGUACGAGACCACGGCGGUGACCGCCGCCUGGUGCAUGAUGCUCCUGGCGCUGCACCCGGAGUGGCAGGGCCGGGUGCGCGACGAGGUGCGGCAGGCGUGCGCCGGCGCGCCGGACUUCACGUCCCUGCAGAAGAUGAAGAAGCUGGCGAUGGUGAUCCAGGAGACGCUGCGGCUGUACCCGGCCGGCUCGGUGGUGUCGCGGCAGGCGCUCCGCGGCGUCACCCUCGGCGGCGUGCGCGUGCCGGCAGGCGUGAACAUCUACGUGCCGGUCUCGACGGUGCACCUGGACCCGGCGCUCUGGGGCGCCGACGCGCGGGAGUUCGAUCCGGAGCGCUUCGGGGGCGCGCGGGCGCAGCCGCCGCCGCACGCGUACCUCCCCUUCGGCGCCGGCGCGCGCACCUGCCUCGGGCAGGGCUUCGCGAUGGCCGAGCUCAAGGUCCUGCUGGCGCUCGUGCUCUCCAGGUUUGAGCUGAGCCUGUCACCGGCCUACGUGCACUCGCCGGCGCUCAGGCUCAUCGUGGAGCCGGAGCACGGCGUGCGGCUCGUGCUCAGGAGCAUCGAGCCUGGGUUCUAGCUGGUGAUGCCGCUGGUCGGCUCGACGCGGUAUGUAUGAUGGGCUGGGCCUCGCUCGUUUCUUCAACUUUGGGCCUUAUUGUUGAAACGGAAGUGUCGGCCCAAGUAUUCACACUGCACUGUGUACUCCUGUACAAAUAUGGAUUGGUGUCAGAGCGUGCUAGUAGGAGAUUUUCAGUGUCUCC